AUGCUGCCUCCGGGAUUGGCUGCUUCGUGGAAGGCAGGUCUGCGGCUCGGAUCGACGUCUUUACUCUUCACGGCAAGCGCCGCUGCCUCACCUCGAUGUGCUACCCCAACCAUACUUUCUCUCUCAAGAUCUAGCAUCGACACUCGCAUCCCAUCACAUCGACCGCUGACCACUUCGAGUAACAUCCUUGCCCGACUGGCUCCCCUCGCUCGGCGGCGAGACCCCCUCGCACGAUCACACCCCACUCCUAUCUCCCCACCGCCACAAGACCUCGACCCCAUCCAUCCGUAUCCACCACCAUCAUCCGCACACCAACCGUCCACCUCACGCGCGCUGCUCUUCCUCGUCGCAUUCUCCACCCUCACCUUCACCUCGGCGGCGUACUACUCCCUCCUCGACACGCAGCGCAUCGCCUCGCGUCUCCACACCUCCCGCGAUGUGUUUUCCAACAUCUCGAGCUUCUUCACCUCCUCGAACGAUGGAGCUUCUUCUCGCUCGAUCUGGGGUUCUGGGGUGGACGAACGUCGUCUGGCGGUGGCAAAGACUCAGGAUACAGCGGAGAGACUCGGGUUGCGGAUGGAGUGGAUCAUGCGUCGGUGCGAACAGCUCCUUCCGGAGCCCGUGUGCGAGGUUAUCGGACGAACGUAUUUGAUUGUUGCGGAGAAGUAUGUGAACCUUUCUCCAUCGCAGAGGGCGGUUGUACCGGUGGUGGCGGUGAAUACUUUGGUGUUUGCGAUGUGGAGCGUUGCUUCGAUCGGUAGACGAGGUGGUGGGGGAAUGUUGGGUUGGAUGACGAGGAACUUUGUCCAUCGUCCGAGUGCAAAUCGUAACCGAACCUUGGUCACCUCGGUAUUCAGCCAUCAGAACUUCUUGCAUUUCACCUUCAACAACCUCGCACUCUGGUCUAUCGGCGGUUCUGCCGUCUACCUCUCCACCCACCUCUCCUCCUCCUCCGCAGUGGAAGAAGCUUCACCCACCCCACACUUUCUCGCCUUUUUCGCAACAGCGGGGGUAUUCGCCGCUACCGUUUCCCACAUCGUCACCGCGGUACGCUUUAAACGCAUUUCGGCGCUACACGGGGUAGCGUUUGCGAAGGAGACGCUGGGAAGACACGCGAGUCUGGGUGCAAGUGGCGCGGUGUACAGCGCACUGGUGAUGAGCGCAUUUGCAUUCCCCGACGCCAAGCUGGGUGUAAUACUGCUGCCGUGGGUGACGGUGAAUAUUGGUGUCGGGGUGGUGGGGUUGGUGCUGGUCGAUGCAGUGGGUGUGGUGAGGGGGUGGAGGAUGUUCGAUCAUUGGGCGCAUUUGGCGGGUGCGGCGUUUGGUGCCGGGUAUUGGUUUGGGGGAGCAGAGGUGUGGGAGUGGUUGAAGCGGAGGCUGGUGGAGAGGUUGAGGGCGGGUCGGGAGCUACAGUAA
This is a messenger RNA of Pseudozyma hubeiensis SY62, 1416 nucleotides long. RefSeq lists its product as hypothetical. The record is from RefSeq and is a predicted model, not a curated record. Gene Ontology annotation, cellular component: membrane. Gene Ontology annotation, molecular function: serine-type endopeptidase activity. The coding region runs from base 1 to 1416 and encodes 471 amino acids. The transcript has a single exon. NCBI's taxonomy places the organism in Eukaryota, Fungi, Basidiomycota, Ustilaginomycetes, Ustilaginales, Ustilaginaceae.